AUGUCUUACAACAAGCCAACAAGUCCACCCCCCUCCUACCCCCAACCAGCCUACCACAACGCAGGCUACCAAUCCCCACCUCCCCAAGGCGGGGGCGCCGCAUCGGACUACUACGGCGGGCAGCAACAGCAAGGCUACUAUGGCCAGCAACAAGGUUAUCCUCAGCAACAGGGCUAUCCUCAACAACCACAGGGAUACUACAACCAGCCGCAGGGCCAGAUGUAUUACCCACCACAGCAACAGGGCUAUUACCAGCAACAGGAUCGGUUCGGCGGCAAUAGCGGCGGGGGAUCUGGUGCAGGCGGUAUCUGUGCUGGUAUCAUGGCUGCGAUGGCUUGUUGCUGCUGCUUGGAUAUUCUCUUCUAG
Penicillium odoratum is the source of this 366-nucleotide messenger RNA. RefSeq lists its product as uncharacterized. The record is from RefSeq and is a predicted model, not a curated record. The coding region runs from base 1 to 366 and encodes 121 amino acids. The transcript has 2 exons. Lineage: Eukaryota; Fungi; Ascomycota; Eurotiomycetes; Eurotiales; Aspergillaceae.